Molecule: messenger RNA, 1362 nt
Organism: Microsporum canis CBS 113480
Lineage: Eukaryota; Fungi; Ascomycota; Eurotiomycetes; Onygenales; Arthrodermataceae
Product: caffeine resistance protein 5
Exons: 4
Coding region: 1-1362 (453 amino acids)
Biological process (GO): transmembrane transport
Molecular function (GO): transmembrane transporter activity
Source: RefSeq, a predicted model, not a curated record
AUGGAUAAAGAAAUUAGCCAAAGUAACCGCGAUGUGGAUGGAAACAAUGAACCGGGUGAUUGGGUUGAUUGGAAUGGAUUAGGAGAUCCUGCCAACCCAUUGAACUGGCCAAUUUCACGGAAAUGGGUAACCAUAACACUAGUCUCCGUCAAUACCUUCAAUGUAUCGAUCGCAGCAAGCAUCUUUGCUCCUGGAAUUCCGCAAGUAUUGCGUGAUUUCCAUUCCACCAACUCGGAACUUUCAGCUUUCAUGGUGUCGGUUUACAUCGUCGGAUUUGUUAUUGGACCCUUGGUAUUCUCACCAACCAGUGAAAUCUACGGCCGGCUUCCAAUUACUCACGCGUCAAAUAUCUGUUUCGUGAUUGCUACAGUUCUGUGUGCGGUAUCAGUGAAUAUGACGAUGUUGAUCGUAUUCCGACUGCUUAUGGGACUCUCUGGCUGUGUACCAGUGACUCUAGGGGGAGGGAUUAUUGCAGACUUGAUGCCAGUUGAGAAACGGGGCACAUCGCUUACAAUUUGGGCCAUUGGCCCUUUACUGGCGGGUAUAGCCACAAUUGCGUGCUGGUUCUUCAUGGAGGAGACCUAUUCGCCAACUAUUCUCCAACAGAAGGCGGACAAAUUGCGAAAAGAGAGCGGUCGCAAUCUAAAGACGAAGUUUGACAAAGGUCUAACAGUAGGACAGCUCAUAUCAACUUCUAUUGCGCGGCCAUCCAAGAUGUUGAUACAAUCUCCCAUUGUGCUCAUUCUAUCUUUAUACCUUGCUGUUGUUUACAGCUAUCUAUACCUAUUGCUAACGACUUUCCCCAAAAUAUUCGAAGAUCUCUAUGGUUUCAAUUCGGGCGAAGCAGGGCUGGUUUACUUGGGACUCGGCGUAGGGUUCUGUAUCGGCCAGUUCUCUGUCGGCCCUGUCUCAGACUGGUACAUUAAAAGACAAAGGGAACUCCAUGGAUCAACUCAGCCUGAAGAUCGUCUGCCUCCGUUAAUACUAGGGUCCUUCCUGGUCCCAAUCGGCCUCUUCUGGUACGGUUGGUCAGCUAAUGCCCAGUCACAUUGGAUAGUUCCUAUUAUUGGAACAACGUUUCUUGCUCUGGGAAUGGAGUGUAUGUUCCUUCCAAUUCAGAUAUAUUUGAUUGAUACCUUUACUAUCUAUGCUGCUAGUGCGAUUGCUGCUAAUACUGUUGUCCGAUCUUUGUUUGGAGCGGUAAUUCCCCUAGCUGGCAAUGCUCUAUAUAUGCAGUUGGGGUUAGGCUGGGGUAACAGUCUUUUGGCAUUCAUUGCCAUUGCAUUUGUGCCUUUUUCGAUCUUCCUUGUCAAAUUUGGGGCGAGAAUUCGCAUGAGCCCGAGGUUCCAGGUGAAGCUAUGA